CUCCCGUGCUGGAAACGCGAGCAGGGAGCGGGGCAGAGCCGUGCAGCCGCGGGAGACGACAGCGCCCGAGCCCGCAGCCAUGGCACCCCGGAUCAGACUGAGCCUUUCAAAGCCUCUCCCAACCAUACGGGAAACGCACGAGGAAGCGAUGGAGGAUCCCAGCAGCAACCCCAAGUGUGCUGGCAGUGCUGCAGCCAGCCCAGACUCCUACUCCAGUGAUGACUACAUCCAAUCCAUCUGCCACCUCGCCAGACCCACCUUCCCAGCCCUUCUGGAAAGCAGACGUAAGGGUAAGGACAGAAAGACCCUGAAGACCCUCGAGGAUGUGUCAGGUUCUCCACCGCUUGUGGGGACACAGCAGGAAAGGUCAAAAUGUAAAUUGACCAAUUUCAUCUCUAGUGUGGUGCCACUGGGAAAAGUCCCACCUGCAGAAACCAACUUUUGGUCCAGAGAGGACCCCCUGGAACAAAUUUACACCAAUACAGGAAAUCUUUGCUCCUCCAAUGCUUCUUCCUAUGGUGAAAGUGCCAGCACUGGUUACUCACAAUGCAACUCUUCUGCCCCAGAUGGUGACCUUCAUCCCACAAACCAGGAAAUAAAAAACACAGGGAAAACCAGUUUUCCACGAGUGUUCAGUUUUCCAAGGCUUCCCUCCCCAAGACCAGUUCAGAAAGAAGCAGUAUGCCCAGAGCUGAGGUAUCUCAGAAGGGAUGAGGGAACAGUUUUAGGGAAUAACCACGGUCAGAAGGAAAACGGCCCCAUGUUCAUUAACACUGAAGAGCAAUUGGCACCCUCAGCCAGAGGGAAGGUGGCAGGAAACCCAGCCCUGCCCUGCUCUGUAGGAAGGCAGAAUUUGUUCAAUACUGCAGGCAUUGAUGAAAAAGAAGGAAGAAAAACUUCUCACUGUGACAAAAAUGUCAUGGGUGAUGUUCCCACUAGGCAGAGAUACUUCGAGUCUUUCCAGGUACCUAAAAAAGCCACCAUCCAUAACUGGAUUUCAGAGCACAGAUGCAUCUGGAAAGAAGCAAAGAUAAAAGCUUGUUUGCUCCCAGCCAUUGCUGAAGUGUGAAGAAGUAGCUGCUUAGAAUAAUUUUAUUCACAAGAUAUAACCACCCUGUGCUCUAGCAGCUCUCCCUGGAGUCCUCACACAGAAAACAUGGCUUGAACAUGCAUGCGAGUCAGGCAGACUCUUGUGAUCCAUCAUAUCCCUCAUCCGUGGGCAAAGGGACAAUUCAGGGUCUCAUCUGCUAAGGAAACAGCAAUCAGUUUUCAUUUUGGAAAGGCAACAGUUCAUAAAGCAUCUCCUCCCACAUACUGCCUAGAACUGCCCUGAGCAUGAAGAAAAGCUGGAGAGAGCUGAAGAGAACACAAAUCCCAUCUGUGCUGGAGAAGAAGUGGGAACAUUGAAAUACCAGUGCUUCCCAGCCAGUGCCAAGCAGGCAGAUGUUGCUGACACUUGAGUUCAGUUAUUCAAAAAAGAACCCUUUGCCCAAGACUCGGACAGUAGGAAAUGCACUCUCUCUGACACACACACAUUUGCUGGGAGACCCAACACAGAUCCCUGCCUCAGCACCAGGAUCCCACUGGAGAGGUCACCCAUUAGAGCAGUAGCAUA
Onychostruthus taczanowskii (white-rumped snowfinch) is the source of this 1615-nucleotide messenger RNA. RefSeq lists its product as uncharacterized. The transcript is spliced from 2 exons. The record is from RefSeq and is a predicted model, not a curated record. Lineage: Eukaryota; Metazoa; Chordata; Aves; Passeriformes; Passeridae. The coding region runs from base 80 to 1069 and encodes 329 amino acids. Gene Ontology annotation, cellular component: mitochondrion. Gene Ontology annotation, biological process: regulation of autophagy.